Molecule: messenger RNA, 946 nt
Organism: Thalassophryne amazonica
Lineage: Eukaryota; Metazoa; Chordata; Actinopteri; Batrachoidiformes; Batrachoididae
Gene: ndufa8
Product: NADH:ubiquinone oxidoreductase subunit A8
Exons: 4
Coding region: 142-657 (171 amino acids)
Biological process (GO): mitochondrial electron transport, NADH to ubiquinone
Source: RefSeq, a predicted model, not a curated record
UCAUCAGCGCGCGCCUUCGAGCUGAAAGGAGGACGCAGUAAAUUGACCUUCUUACCUGCUGGUUCUGAAGUCUAAAGCGAACAUUGAAUGUUUUUCAGCGGCAUUAUUUGAUUUUCUGUUUGAUCAGACACACGCGCAGCUAUGCCUACGGUGGAAGUCCCGACGCUGGAGGACCUGAGUGUGCAAGAGGUGAAUGUGUCAUCAGCAGUACUGAAAGCUGGCGCCCACCACUAUGGUUUCCAGUGUGACAAACCUAACAAGGAGUUCAUGCUCUGCCGCUGGGAGGAGAAAGACCCUAGAAAGUGCCUAGAAGAAGGGAAAAAAGUCAACGAGUGUGCACUCAGUUUCUUCAGGCAAAUCAAGGGGAACUGUGCUGAAUCCUUCACUGAGUACUGGACGUGUUUGGAUUACACAAGCAUGAUGGAAUUUCGACAUUGCAGAAAGCAGCAGCACGUUUUUGAUAAUUGUGUCCUUGAAAAACUGGGCUGGGAGAGACCUGAACUGGGCGACUUGUCUAAGGUGACAAAGGUGUCAACCACCCGGCCCGUGCCCGAGAACCCAUACCAUUCUCGAGAACGCCCUGAACCCAACCCAGUGAUUGAGGGUAAACUGGAUCCUGCCAAACAUGGGUCGAGAACGUAUUUCUGGAGCCCGUGAGCAAGCUCCACAAAGGUGUUCAGCUCAUCUUGCAAAGCCAUGAACUCUGUCCAGAAACACCCGGAGACGCUCAGCUGUUGAAAUUCCUCAGGUGCAAGUGUGAACAUUAAGAUUGUCCCUGGUUGGCGUGAGGUCUGUGUGUUUGCUUUUGGACAGGGCACAUGAACAUCCACGGAAAGAAGGACGGGAAGAAUUUGACAUUAAGUUGAUGAAUCUAUCCAGCUUUCCACUUAUGUAAAUGUAAUCAGCAAAAUAAUAAUAAAAAUAUAAAAUAAAAUACCUAUGCUGA